CCAUGAUUAGUCAGGCGACGAAGGGAUGGAGACCAGUUAACCGGCCGGCGCCAAUCAUCCAACUCCAGCGCUGACACGGCCGGCGCCAGCGGCCGACACGCUGCCGUGCCAUGCCCAUGCUCCUCCUCCCACACAGAAGCUAGGCCCCGUCUCUCUCGCAGCCGCAGUCGCAGCCGCGCGGUGAAACCAAAAUAUCCCCGCGGUAAGGUGACACGUCUUCCGGCCAGUAGAUCUCCUCCUCCUCCGCUUCCACCUCCGCCUCCUCCCCUCCCCUUCUCGAAGCCCCCAAUUUGUUCCCUUUCCAAAACCAGAUUGCUGCUCCUCUUAUCUCGCCGCGCCGCCACUCCAUUUCGUUCCCCAAAACCUCGAAACCCUACUCGCGGAUUCCGCGGGGUUCCUUAGGGUUUACUCCUCGGGCUCUGCUCUGCUCCGCUCGGCAGCCAUGGCCGUGGAGGAGGCGAGCAACAGCGGCGGCGAGGAGGGGUCCGGGGCGUGGACCCGCGAGCAGGAGAAGGCGUUCGAGAACGCGGUGGCGACGGUGGGGGAGGAGGACGAGGAGGGUGACACAAGGUGGGAGAAGAUAGCGGAGGCCGUCGAGGGGAAGACGGCGGAGGAGGUCAGGCGGCACUACGAGCUGCUGGUGGAGGACGUCGACGGCAUCGAGGCGGGGCGCGUGCCGCUCCCCACGUAUGCUGCUGACGGCGGCACCGAGGAAGGGGGCGGCGGGGGUGGGAAGAAAGGGAGCGGGGGAGGAGGGGGCCACGGGGAGAAGGGGUCGGCCAAGUCGGCCGAGCAGGAGCGCAGGAAGGGGAUCGCCUGGACCGAGGACGAGCACAGAUUGUUCCUUCUUGGACUUGAAAAGUAUGGCAAAGGUGACUGGCGUAGCAUCUCACGGAACUUUGUGAUCUCAAGGACACCGACUCAAGUAGCUAGUCAUGCACAGAAGUAUUUUAUCCGUUUGAACUCAAUGAACAGAGAGAGGCGACGGUCAAGUAUACAUGACAUCACCAGUGUGAACAACGGAGAUACAUCAGCUGCUCAGGGGCCAAUCACUGGUCAAACAAAUGGGCAGGCUGCAAAUCCUGGGAAGUCCUCUAAGCAAUCUCCACAGCCAGCAAAUACUCCUCCAGGUGUCGAUGCUUAUGGUACCACAAUCGGACAGCCAGUUGGUGGCCCCCUUGUCUCAGCGGUUGGGACUCCCGUUACGCUUCCUGUUCCUGUUCCACCUCAUAUGGCCUAUGGCAUGCACGCCCCGGUUCCAGGAGCUGUAGUACCUGGUGCCCCAGUAAACAUCGCUCCAAUGCCCUAUCCGAUGCCACCUCCAUCAUCUCAUGGGUGAGGGACAUUUUGAGUGCUGCAUGGCUUCUAAACAAACCCACAAUCACCCUAUGUUGCUUUUAGUGGAUGCUCUAUCAUGUC
Molecule: messenger RNA, 1419 nt
Organism: Phragmites australis (common reed)
Lineage: Eukaryota; Viridiplantae; Streptophyta; Magnoliopsida; Poales; Poaceae
Product: transcription factor SRM1-like
Exons: 2
Coding region: 443-1339 (298 amino acids)
Molecular function (GO): DNA binding
Source: RefSeq, a predicted model, not a curated record